This is a messenger RNA of Paramuricea clavata, 546 nucleotides long. The record is from the annotation of a GenBank genome assembly. NCBI's taxonomy places the organism in Eukaryota, Metazoa, Cnidaria, Anthozoa, Malacalcyonacea, Plexauridae.
AUGUCUAUCACCAAAGUCUCGGACUUCACCAAAGAUUCGUUCUGUUUCGAGGAUGCCGUUGAAAACAGUUACGGAUCCAAAACCAUAAAACUAACGGCAUGCGAUCAAGGACCUCUUUUAUUAAAGGUUACAGAUUGUAGAUCUUACGGAGUGAGUAAGAGCAAAUUCGACAAGGAAAAAUAUUCCAUCUCCUUAUCUCUUUUUGAAAAAUCUGAGUUUAUCUCCGUUUUGGAAUUAAUAGAAAAAGAAUGUGCGAAACAUGUCGGUAGGCCCGACGAAAAGAUAAUGAAAUGUCUUUCUCGAAAAGGUAACACUCCUACCUUGUAUCCUAGUAUCGACGAUGAAAUGGAAAUGUACGAACUGAAAGGAAACGAUCCCGUCGAUCACAAGAAAUAUCAGGAUAAAAGAUUUCAUGUUGAUGUGAUCGUUAGAAUCAAGGGAAUCUAUGUAUCCGGGAAAACAACUACUAUCCAGGUAAAAUUAUACGAAGCAAGUAUAUUGGAAGAAAAACCAAAGGUACCAAGAAAAAGACUUUUACGAGAUUAA